Messenger RNA from Gigantopelta aegis, 860 nucleotides. RefSeq lists its product as uncharacterized. Lineage: Eukaryota; Metazoa; Mollusca; Gastropoda; Neomphalida; Peltospiridae. The record is from RefSeq and is a predicted model, not a curated record.
AUAAAACCUCUUUAUGAAUUAACAUUAACAUUUGUUUUACAUCUGUUUCAGAUAAAGCAGAAAGCCAUGGAUCAUGUGUUCAUGCCGGCUGGUACUAUUGUAGACGAUACCCUUCUACAACUUGGAGAUCCCGAUGCUCCCGAAACAAGUCGCCCUAAACAGGAGAAUCUACUACGAAUGGUCAACCGCACCAGACAACGUCUGCGUCCUGAUGAUCCAACAGAUUUGGACUUUAACCUAUGUUACGAUUUUUUUUUACAGCUGGACAAUACUUUCAUUCCUGACGAGUUCCUGAAAGCCGACGUACAUAUUGAAGGUCAGCGACACUUGAUAUUAGCAACAGAUCGACAGCUGGAAAUGCUUUCAGAAGCCAAAACCUGGUACUUGGAUGGAACGUUCAAAGUAGUCCGACAGCCGUUCUACCAACUAUUUAGUAUCCAUGCCUUCAUCAGAUCCGGGAUUAUGAAGCAAGUGCCUCUCGCGUUCUGCAUCAUGUCCAGGAAGCGAAAAUGCGAUUACAAGAAGAUUCUGAAGAAACUGAAAAGGCGUCUUCCUGGAGAUCCAAAGGUUGAGGUCAUGGUUACAGACUUCGAAAGCACAGUGUGGAAGGCCUUUUCCAGCGACUUUCCAGCUGUACAGAUCCGUGGAUGCGGCUUUCACUGGGCGCAGGCCGUGAACCGAAAAGUAGGAGAACUUGGACUACAGGUAUAAAUAUUUUAUCUUCGAAAUGAUGCAUCUUUAGAAUAUAUAUAUAUAUAUAUAUACAUACAUAUUACGAAAUGCCAAUUUAAUAAGUAUGCAUUUAAUUUCAGGUUGCUUACAGGAAUGACGAUAGCGUUCACAAGUUUAUACGACAAGCA